GUUGUUCAACUUGUCGUUAAAUUAAACGAGUCGUUAAAUUUUACUAAUCACUGCGUUAAAUUUAAUCAGUCCAUUAUCAUGUUGUUCAACUUGUCGUUAAAUUUAACGAGUCGUUUAAAAUUGUCAAAGUGUCGUUAUAUUUAAUCGACCUCAUUGAGGUUGAUUAAAUUUUAAUCAGUUGAUUAACCUCAAUCUAAGAUGGCUGUCAAUGUAUUGUUUCAACCACCUGUUGUAAGGAGAGAGCGACAUUUUCGUGGCUUUGACCCUCUUGAAAGGGAAUUUUCUGAUGAGGAGCUAAGGCAGAGGUAUAGAUUUGGCAGAGAGACCAUUGAGUACUUGUCUGAUUUAAUGAAAGGGGAUCUGGAGCGUGGGACAAAUAAGGAGACAGCCCUUUCAGUGGAACAAUAGGUUAUGAUUGCCUUGAGGUUUUAUGGCAGUGGAUCUCACUUGCAAGUUGUUGGGGACACAAUGGGAUUUGACAAAUCAACUGUGUCUCGGGUGAUCGACCGUGUGACGGAGUUAUUAGUUGCCAGGAAGGACGAGUUCAUAUCGUGGCCAGAUAACCAGAGGAAGAACGUAAUUAGGGCUGGGUUUUAUGAAAAGGCUGGUUUUCCAAACGUGGUUGGAUGCAUUGAUGGGACCCACAUAAGGAUUACUGGGCCUAGCAUUGAUGAACCAGCAUUUGUUAACAGAAAGGGGUUCCACAGCAUCAACGUACAAGCCAUUUGUGACCAUGAAGGUAGAUUCACCAACAUCAGUGCUAGGUGGCCAGGAUCAGCACAUGAUUUUCAUGUUUUCAGAACCUCAGCCAUAGGACAACAUCUUGAGAAUGGAUAUCAAGGAAUUGGACAAGGUGUAUUGUUAGGAGACAGUGGCUAUCCCUGCAGACAGUUUUUGCUGACACCAUACAGACAACCAGCUGCUGGUAGAGGUCAAGCAAGGUUUAACAGAAGACAUUGCUCAACAAGGUCAACAAUAGAAAGGACAUUUGGAAUAUUGAAGAAGCGCUUUCACAUUCUAGGAUCAGAGGUAAAAUUAAUUCUUUACAAAUAAUCAUAAUAGUACUAAUAUGAAUAUUUGACAUAGUGUUUGCCCUUAUAUUUUAAAAGUUAUGUUGUUUUUUUCUUGUGAGAGCU
Molecule: messenger RNA, 1136 nt
Organism: Mytilus californianus (California mussel)
Lineage: Eukaryota; Metazoa; Mollusca; Bivalvia; Mytilida; Mytilidae
Product: putative nuclease HARBI1
Exons: 2
Coding region: 412-1053 (213 amino acids)
Source: RefSeq, a predicted model, not a curated record